AUUUUCAAGCCAUUUAAAUUUACGUGCAAAAUGGCCACGCAGGUAGACUUGGUUCGCGUGAAAGUAGAAAAUAAGAUAAAGGAAAGCUUGGAAAGGCAGGGCAAAGACAAGAAAAAGAAGAAGAAAAAAAGAGAAUAUUCUCCAUCUGAUGACAAACACCAGAGAUCCGAAAAGGAGAUAAAAAAGGCGAAGCUCCAUCAUUACAAUCAUCAGCAGCAUGGAUUGUCGCGGCUACAACACCCGGAUACACAACCACAGCUGCAACGGCAGACCCACACUCAACCGCGCACCUUCAUCAAGGAACAAGUGCCCGUCCAGCACCGACAACACCACCACAACAAUGACAACCACCACCAUCAUCACCACGGAAUACAGAGAGAUGGAGCGAUGGUUUGGCCGAAGAUUACGCCGACCAAACUCCAGAAGCCGCCCGCGCCCACGGUCCUGCCUUCCCCGCCGCUCUUCACUUUUACGCCCCUGAAAGUAGCCAAGGCCAAGAGUCUCACCAGCAACAAAGAAAAGCAAAGCGAAAGCCAAAUCAAAGUUAAACCUAAGAACGAAAAUACUGAUGGGAACAUGAAGAUUGAAAUGUGCAAAAAGAAAAAGAAAGAAGCACGAGAUGAGAAUGGCAAGGUGCGUCUGAAAGAGGAAGAGGAGUACCUGCUCAAGCGCAAGAGGAGGAAGAAGAAGCACCGUGAGGAGGAGCGCAGCAGCAGCAGCGGCAGUAGUGGCGGCGGCAAGCGUGUCCGCAUGCACGACAAGGAGGUGCAGACGGAUCUGGAAACGGGUGUCUCGACACAGACCGACCCCCAGGCCCAACCCAAACCUGACCCCGACCACGAGUCCCAUCCUCAGCCCUUCCAGUCCCACCAGGAGCACUCCAUCCGGCUGAUGGCGCUGCCCAGUGCCCGCUUCGCUGGCCUCAUGCACGAGGAGCUGCAGCCCAAUGGUGGCGGGCGUAUCCUGCACGCCUAUGCCGACGAGCUGGACCGCCUGCAACCCGAUGAGCUGGAGGCCUUCGCCCAGGACUUCCUGGAGCGGGCCUUCUCGGAGCGGACUGGUGCUGCCCGCUACGCGCUGGCCGUGGUGCAUGGGGCGGCCACUUACAUGCCCGACUUCCUGGAUUACUUUGCCUUCAAAUUCCCCAACACACCCGUCAAGAUGGAGAUCAUGGGCAAGAAGGACAUUGAGACCAUCACCAUCGCUCACUUCCACUCACAGGUGAACAGGACGUACUGCUCAGGUACUUACCGCUCGGGGGCCAUGCGGCAAAUCAGCCUGGUGGGUGCUGUGGACGAGGAAGUGGGUGAUUAUUUCCCAGAGUUCCUGGACAUGCUGGAGGAGUCCCCCUUCCUAAAGAUGACUUUGCCCUGGGGUAGUCUGUCCAGUCUGAAGCUGGACUGCAGGUCUCAGAGUGAUGACGGUCCCAUCAUGUGGGUGCGGCCCGGGGAGCAAAUGGUGCCCACAGCGGACGUGCCCAAGUCACCCUUCAAGCAACGCAGGUCUGUGAGCGAGUUGCGGGCGCUGCAGUACGUGCGUCGGGCGUGUGAGCGGCGGGAGGUGUUGUUUGAGGACCGCACGCGAGCACAUGCUGACCACGUUGGCCAGAGCUUCGACUGGAGGAGCACAGCAGCCGUCGGAGUCCUCAAGGCUGUGCAGUUCGGAGAGUGGAGCGAACAGCCCCGGGUCACCAAAGACGUGGUGUGCUUCCAGGCUGAGGACUUCAACGAGGUGGUGCAGAUGCUGCAGCUUGACCUCUACGAGCCACCCGUGUCGCAGUGUGUGCAGUGGGUGGAUGACGCCAAGCUGAACCAACUGCGCCGUGAGGGUGUCCGCUACGUGCGUGCCCAGCUGUGCCACCAGGAUAUCUACUUCAUCCCGCGCAACGUCGUCCACCAGUUCAAGACUGUCUCGGCCGUCUGCAGCCUGGCGUGGCACAUCCGCCUCAAGCAGUACCAGCCUGAGCCCCCCGCCGCCAGCAACGACACUGGCCAGACAGGACACUCGGAGGACGACCACACGUGGCAGCCGAAGGCCAAUCUGGAUAUGCUGUCGAAGGCCUGGGCUGAGGAGAACUCGGAUCCAGCGCCGAAAGACUCGCUCUCCCCCUCAGAAUGACCUCCCCGUAUCCCAAAACAUCUCUAUGCGCCAAAAUCAAUAGGGGUGUGUGGGGGGGGAAACUCUUAAAAGACUAAACUCUUAGAUGUAUAAUACUUCUAGUAUGGUGAGAUUUUUAAGUUUUUAUUUAUUUAUUUUUUAUUUGCAUUGCAUUGAAUUGUCCCCCAGAAGCACUGUCUUGAUUCCUCUCAAGCCAAAGUGUGUGUCACUUUAGAAGCUUGUGUCGGUGAGGUGAGAUGAAGUGAGGUGAGGUGCUUGACGUUGACAUGGCAUCCGAGGAACGCAAUGCAUCAUGGGACUCGGUUACACUGAGAAGUGCCUAUCCCUUCACUGACAGCCCCAUUCAUGUCUCAUUUCCUGGCUGCCUGAUGAUAGAGAACGAGAGGAGAUGGCUUGUCUGACCGGUAGAUUUAAGUUUUAACCAGAGCUGACACCAAUAAUGUCCUCCUGAGCUGGAGGAGGCAGAGGAACAUUGAUGCUUUUCUUCUGCUAGAAAAGACCAAUAAAAGCAGAGCUAUUCCUUUCUGAGUUAGCUGAGGUAAAGUGCACAGUAAAAGAGUCCUCGACACUCAGAUCUGCUGCCACUGCACAGUUAUGGCUUGGGGUGAUGGCUUUUGUGUUGGUGGUAUUGCUUCUGUACUUGGCAGAGUCCUAUGAGUUUUUAAGGAAAUAUAGUGACUGAAUUGUGUGUGUGUGUGUGUGGGGGGGGGGGUUGCUUCUUGUUGUUUGUUUCUCUCUGCGGCCGGGAGUUGGUGCUGAACCCCCAUUCUGACCACAUCAUGUGGCUUCUAGUGUGCAAUUUUGAGUGUAUUUAUAUAUAGAAAGAUAUAUAUAUAUAUAUAUAAUAUUUAUUUGUAAACAUCCAGGCAUUACUGUAUAUCUAAGCAGCGGUAUCUGAUGUCUUGAAGUGUUCUUCCAACAAGAAUUCAUUUAUCAGACAUCUUAAUCCAAAGCAUAGCGCAGUACAUAUAAAUUGUACCUCUCAUCUGUACUUAUGAUGUGUGAGUAUUGAACUUAGUCAAUUGGCAUCUCUACAGCUUACUUCCCCAGCUGAACAAGAGGAGCACCAAAAUAGAUCUGUGUUGUUUUGGUUUUGAAUUAUCCAUUUACAGGAAGUGUCUCAUUUUCACCUAAAAAAAUUAAGACCAUUUUAGAAAUAUUUUCUCAUGAUCAUAAUACCCAUAUGAUUUUUUUUUAUGUAUUCAAUCAACUAAAUCAGAAGCGAUUUUGAUAAUAAUGAUGAUAAUUUUUAUAAUGUUAUAACGUGUGUUUUAAUAUGGUAAGAUACAAUUUCUUUUGUGAGGAUUUCUCUCAAUGCACGAAUUUCAUCAAAAAGUUUUGGUGGUAAAUUUUAGCGGCUGUUUCCUAGUAAGACAGACUCCUUGUGUGUGUGUGUGUGUGUGUGUGUGUGUGUGUGUAUAAAGCUUCAGACCAGUCACUCCAGUCCAGACGACAUCAAACAACUAAUGCCAAUCACCCUGAACUGAAAACAGGAAUUUGAAUCCACAAAAGGUCAGACCAACCAAGUCCACAUAAAAUCAAACUGUUAACACACAUAAGAUCAGACCACUAAAGGUAUAGCUCACUAUUCUGUGAAAUAUUGUUGAUAUUUGAGUUCGACAGCCAAUCAAACUACAUUUCACAUCCACAAAAUCUGAAAAUUUGUGUGAAAAUUAUAUAUAUUUUUGUUUUGAACUGUAAACAAAAUGGCAAGCAACAAGGCAAUAGCCAUGAACUUUUGUAUCUGCUUGCCAAAUAUGAACAUACCUCGGGCUAUAGGCUAAACACACCACUAAUCUUGUUUCGUAGUAGACCCGUCUACCCAGUGUCUCAUCCAAAUUGAGCUUGUAAUCCACAAAAUCUGACCCCAUAGCAACAGGUCAGCACUGCACUGGCAAUACAAUUUCCAACGGUGACCUUGUGACCUUUCCUGAUGUGGUCGGGAGUAAAGUGGGCUAUCAACCCUCAGCAGCUUCACGUACCUCCACAAUAUGAUCAUGUCUGUGUGAACUUGCAAUAAUCAUAGGUGUGCUCACGUGACAUUGUCUGAUCUUUGGAUUUAAGGAGUUUCAACUGGACCAUGUGCUUUAGGUUGCGAUUGCUCUGUGGAGUAAACUCUAAGCUGUUGGAAUUAUUACCAUAGGGGAUUUCACUUCAGUCCAUAUAGAUGACUGGGGACAAAAUACUUAGACCUAGAGUCCUUGUCCCCUCUUUCUCGGGCAGCUAACUUAGUUGUUUUGUAAUGUUGUUCUUGCCAUUGGACUAUUUGUGUUAGCAGAGUGUGUGCCGGAGGUGUGGAGGCAUUCUGUGUGUGUGUGUGUGUGUGUGUGUGUGUGUGUGAACAAAAAUUAAAGAUCUCAUUGACGUUUGUA
Messenger RNA from Alosa sapidissima (American shad), 4490 nucleotides. RefSeq names its product lysine-specific demethylase 9. Gene Ontology annotation, cellular component: nucleus. The record is from RefSeq and is a predicted model, not a curated record. Lineage: Eukaryota; Metazoa; Chordata; Actinopteri; Clupeiformes; Clupeidae. The coding region runs from base 31 to 2118 and encodes 695 amino acids. The transcript is spliced from 7 exons.